AUAUUAUUAUUGUAUCAUUUAUUUUAGACGGAGAGUAAUGUAUGGGAAGUUGGGCAAGGAGGAUGUCCCUCCAAAUUUUUCGGCGGAACUAGAAUUCAGCGAUGACGAGGACUUCGAUGAGGCCGAGGAAUAUUUUCUAGUCUGAACUGAUGAAGAAGAAGAAGAAGAGAUGGAGCCCAUUAUGAGGGAUGUUUGUACGCCAACACCUCCACCAUAUUUCCCCAUAACCAGACCUGCGACCCCGGAAUCAUCAAGGGUCUAUCAGUCGCCACCGAAUCGGCCGAGAUCACGAUCGCGAUCACGCGACGCUACCACUCGGCGUCGUGCUGGCCAUUUACGACGAAAACGGUGCGCCGAUUGAUAGUACUUUUGCCCUGGACUCACAUGCCCAAUAUGAGAGUGUUGAGCGUGAGAGAAGUGUAGAAAAGGGAAGGAAGUUAGUCGUGGAAGGAGUUUGAGAGGUAGAGUGUGGGGUGGACGAGGAGAGUGUGUGAGCAACCGUGGGCAGGGUCUAGGUCGCGGGAGACAGGGUUGAGGUCGCGGGGGGCAACGUCGUCUUCAGGGGUGCUUCCAGGGAUGACAGACGACGAUGUCCCCCCCGAGCUUCUUCAAAUGGUGAGGGAUGUUAUAAGGAGGCGACACGCGAGAAUGGAGGGAAUAGACACAAGGAGUAGAGUAAGAGCCCGAGUAGAAGAAUUGAAUGAAGAGCAAAAUAGCGUGAGUGAUGAUGAUGAUGUAUUCGAGGACGCCUUUGAUGGAAGGGGUGAUUCGCUCUUGGAAGGUGUGGAUCUCCAUUUCGAAUGGUCACCAAUGCAGACCUUUCGAAGUGUCGAAGAGUCUUUUGUGCCUGAGCAUACUGGCUCUGUAGAAUCUCACCUUAAUCCUUACAAUGCUUUUCGUUCUUUUUGGGACGAUAGCAUCUUACAGGUUAUAGUAGAUGAUACGAAUCGGAAUGCUAGCCGAAUUCAGUCGGCCACCUUCCAAGCAGGCUGGCAUCCGACAAAUAUCCAUGAGCUGUUGUGCCUUUUUGCGUUUUGGAUGAUGACCGGUGUUAUCCGAAUGCCAACAAUUCGUAGAUACUUUUCAAGUAACUCAUUGUUGAGGACGGAAGCGUUUUCCCGAAUCACCACGCCAAAGAGAUACGACAGUUUAAACAGGGCUCUCCAUUUUGUGGAUACAAGUCCUGAAUUGUCGGACCCAACCAACAGUGGCGUCGCAAUCUCGGAUCCAAUGUAUAGUUUGAGGCCAAUAAUUGAUCACCUUUAUAAUAAAUUUCAAUCUUAUUACGUCCUGUCGAAAGACAUAUGUAUUGACGAAAGCUUAACUCUUUGGAUAGCCAGGCUAAAGUUCAAACAGUACAUUCGUUCGAAGGCUGCUAAGUUUGGGAUCAAAACUUUCGAGCUCUGCGAGAGCUCGACUGUGUAUCUCUGGUCUUUCUUGGUGUAUACAGGAAAACUGGAUGCAGUCCAAGGUGGAAUCACGAAAAGUACCGCAAUAGUUCUUAAGUUGAUCCGUCCCUUACUCAAUAAAGGAUAUCGAUUGUUUAUGGACAAUUGGUUCAACAGUCCGUUGCUCGCUCGCAUUUGUAAACGUAACGGUACUGACUGCGUUGGUACCUUACUCUCGUCUCGUGUAGACGUUCCCAGAUUGGUUACACAUGCUCCGCUCAAGCAAGGACAGUUAGUCGCGAGGCACUCAGGUGACGUCUAUGUCUUGUCUUGGCUUGACAAAAAGCGCGUCAAUAUGAUCUUGACAUGUCAUGGAUCUGUGCCGACAUGUCUGGCUCUUGUCAGCCAACUCGUCCCGAGCAAUUCAAGCCACAGUCGGUCCUUGACUAUAAUCGCGGCAUGGGCGGCGUUGAUCUGAAAGAUCAAAUGCUCGAGCCGUAUUUACUUGAGCGGAAACGGGUGUUCCAGGUGGUAUCUCAAGCUUUUGAAGCGGCUGCUUAAUUGCUCAAUUCACAAUUCUCGUGUCCUGUUGGAGUCUUCCCUGAAGACGCGGCAGUACAAUCUCACAUUCCGUCUAGAUUUAGUGCAUGCUAUUUUAACGAAACACCAUUCGCUCAUACCACUAGGCCGGAAAGCACAAUCAUCUGUUACUAGAUCAGCGCAUUUUCAUCACAUAGUUCAAAAUACACAUUGGCCCGUUCGCCUUCCCCAAACAGACAACGACCGGGCAGCAAAUAGACAAAGCCGACAGAAAUGCGUCGUUUGUCUGCGUGAGGGGCGGAAGCUUCAAAGGACUUACUAUAAGUGCGAGGAUUGCGGUGUGCCACUGUGUAUUGAGAACCGCUUCAAAUCAUAGCAUACAUCACAAGCUUAAUGAUUCAUCAUGCUUUUUCAUCAUGCUUUUAUUUUUACUUCUGACAAUUGCCCGUUCGUUGUCGAUGGAUUACAAGAAGAAUAAUGGGUGUAGUAUGAAUGUUAUAUUUCGAAUCGAGUGAGUGUGUGUGUGUGUGUGUAUAUAAAUAUCUCGUCGUAUGGCAAUGGUUGGCAAACUGUGCGGCUCCUUGACUCUUUGGCUGCGGCUCUUUCACUAAAUGUUUAAUGCAGGCAACAAAAGCAUAAGUAUAAUUUAAUUGUGUUUCGUUAAAAUAUAAAACCAGCUCAAAUCUAAUUUUACUCCUAAUUAUUUCCAUAAAAACGUAUCUACUAAAGCAAAGCUUAAAUAAAAAAAAAUGCUUUCUAACUAAACUACGAUUUUGUAUUUCUUAUGAUAUUUGGCUCUGUUUGAUGAUAAGGUUGCCGACCAUUGCAACCUAGCUAACCUAAUUUUUUCUUGUAUA
Pararge aegeria (speckled wood butterfly) is the source of this 2785-nucleotide messenger RNA. Its product is annotated as piggyBac transposable element-derived protein 4-like. The coding region runs from base 577 to 1866 and encodes 429 amino acids. The record is from RefSeq and is a predicted model, not a curated record. The transcript has 4 exons. Lineage: Eukaryota; Metazoa; Arthropoda; Insecta; Lepidoptera; Nymphalidae.